Leptopilina heterotoma is the source of this 1542-nucleotide messenger RNA. RefSeq lists its product as uncharacterized. The transcript is spliced from 4 exons. The record is from RefSeq and is a predicted model, not a curated record. The coding region runs from base 660 to 1535 and encodes 291 amino acids. Lineage: Eukaryota; Metazoa; Arthropoda; Insecta; Hymenoptera; Figitidae.
UGCGCUAGUGGGAGUGGCGUCUCAUCGUUGAACAAGUCACGCUGAAGCAUUUUGUUAACUUACAUCAGCUAGUGGAUUAAGUACCCGUUUACUAUAUAACUUUUCUUAUAAAAAAAUUUCUCCUAUAACGUCUUUUUUAAACAAAAUUUAAAAAAAAAUAACCUAUCAAAUUUAUAAAAUAAUUGAAAAAAAAAAUUUUUUCCAUAUACGAACUAAUUCGAAUUUAAAUAAUGUAGACAAACAAAAACACGUGGUUCUGCAAUUUUUUAAAUCAAGUUUCCCGGAUACGAAGUAAAGUGUACGAAAAUUAUUUUAUAAAUAAAAAAAUAUAUAAGGAAAUAUAAAAAAAUUUUCUAAAUGUUAUAGCUAAGAAUCAGUAAAUUAUGUGUUUGAAUCUGUUUUUCAAAUCUUUGAAAAGUGAUAUCAGUGUUGUUGAGUGAAAGUGUUUUUUUCUCUAUAAAUGAAAUGAUAAAAUGUAGAACUUUUAUUUUUUGAAUAUAUAAAUUAAAAAAUCGAAAAAAAAGUUUUCGAUUAUAAAAGAAUUUUUUAUUGUCAAGAAAAAAGGAACUUUAAAAUUGAAAUCAAUGAGAGAUGUACAUAUAUAUUUUUAAGUACAAUAAUUUUAUCUUUCAAAUGAAUAAAUUCUGCGUCUGACUAAAAUGCGUUUUUUACUACUAGCUGCAGUGCUUCAGAUUUCAUUAAUAAAAGUGGGCAGAGCAUUACAUAUUGUAAGUUUUGAUGUCCCGAGUAUAAUUGAUCCAAGAGCAGAAGUUAUCAACUUACUAUGUGAUUACGAUUUGGAUGGAUCGGAAUUAUAUUCCGUUCAAUGGUACAAAGACGGCAAUGAAUUCUUUAAAUUCACACCGUUCUCAAAUCCUCCAGGAUACUUUUACGAUGGCAGCAAUAUUUUUGUUGACAUUAAGCAGAGCGAUGAGAAAAGAGUUACAAUUGUCAAUAAAAAUCGCCGAGGUGGAACAAAUUUAGCGGGAACUUAUGCUUGCGAAGUAUCAACAGAAGCUCCACUAUUUUUGACAACUUAUGUUGAGGCAAAUAUGAGUGUUGCUGUACCACCUAAAAGCGCACCUGUUGUCGAUGGCCUAAGACCUUACUAUGAAGUAGGCGACAUUAUGAGAGCAGAAUGCACUUCCGCUCCCAGUCAUCCACCGGCAGUUCUGACCUUUCUUCUCAACGAAAAAGAAGUGAGCCAAAGUUCAACGGAAUAUACUCAAAAUGAUGUUCAUGUGGUUGGCAAUUACGCAACAACAACUCAUCAAGAAUUUUCAUUGCUCUUGGAACAAGAACAUUUUCAAAAUGGUCGUUUGACAGUAACUUGUGAGGCUUCUUUUGUAGAAAUGCCACUGCUAAAAACUUUGAGAACUAAAAAAAUAGUGACAUUAAUAUCUAAUAAUAAAAAUAACGCUCAAGCGAAUGUACUUUUUGAUACUGUUAAGUCGACUGCAUCAUCGAUGCAUUACAAUAUGUAUGUGGUCUCUUUUUUAAUAUUUUUGAUAAAUAAAAUUUUCGAAGUUAUUUAAAACUAAA